AAAGAGUAACCUAUGACAUGCCGAAAUGCUUUUGGACAAUUUUUCUAUGUGUGUGUAAAGAUUUUGUUAUCAUCACGUGACCCGAGGGAUUCGAAGGUAAACAGUGUUUUUUUUUACCGAUCUAUAGAUGAAGAAAGUAGUUCGUUUUUCGAGGGUAGAAUUGAAUGAAACUGCACGAGUAAUGGGAAAGCUAUUAUACGAUUAUCGACAUCAUGGCAGCUGGAACAGUUAAUUCCCGCGACUGCUGAGUAAAACGAGAUACCUGUGAGCAGAAUUCUAAGUGACCUGCGUCAUAAUUUAAGAGGGAAUUGUCAAGUCCUAUACAAUAUACGCUCUAUUAAAAAAAAUCACACAAAAGAACCGAAUAACGCUGUAGUAUAUUAUAGCAGCACUAUAUAACCUGAGUUGGAAUACACGCCCCUCAUAUCCAAACUAGAGAGUGGGACUGAGAUAAUUUCCCACGUGAAUCAAGAGAUUUUUUGAUGACAUGGAUUCUAACGGAGGAGCAAACACAUCUGGGCAGAGUGGCACGAGGGCCGCCCCUCCGUCAAACGUCGGGGCCAACCCCGAGUCGCGUUUUAGCUGGCGCCGCUGGAUCCGCCCCGUAGUCUUCGUGAUCUACGGACUGCUCGUCAUAGCUGGAGCGGUAUGUAUCGCUAUCGACUACACCGAGACUAUAGUGACUGAUAAAUUCAAGAAGACUCUUGCUUUGGUGGGAUUCGUUCCGAUGGUCAUCUCGAUUCCGAUAUCAUUCUGGGGCAUCGUCAAUCACAUGGUCUGUUUCACUCGACCUAGUCUUCAGAAGUACAUUUUCAGAGUCCUUUGGAUGGCUCCGCUCUACGUCUUGAUGAGUUGGCUUGCUCUUCGGUUUUCCAGCGGCAAGGUGUACUUCGACGCAUUAAGACAGAUGUACGAGGCCCUCGCCAUGUGUAAUUUCGUAUUCUACAUGGUGACAUACUUUGCCGAAGAGGUGCCCGACUUGGAACAACGUCUGGCCGAGAAAGAAAAGCAAGGGCUUCCAAUCCCAUUAUGUCGGGUCAAAAGGCAACCAACCCUAGGAAUGAUCCACAAGUGUAAAAUAGGCAUUUUCACUUACUCAGUCGUCCGGACUAUUGCAACCAUAGUAACAGUGAUCUUACAUCUUACCGGAAAUUACAGCGAAGAAUUCGGUUGGGGAAGUCCGUAUACCUGGUUUUGCACCCUAGUAACAAUUUCACAAAUCGUGGCCAUGUUCAGUCUGAACCUUCUCCGUAUGGCAACCUACGAAGAGCUCCAACCUCUGCCCAGGUUCUUCAAGCAGUUUGUGGCGAUUCAUCUUGUGAUAUUUUUUACCAACUACCAGGGUUCCAUACUCAACCUCGUGGCAAAGACAAACGUCUUUGAUCAAUUUGAUAUGCAGCUUGCGGAUAUUGAGCCUUCUUUCGCCACAAGGUUGCAGGAUCUUCUGAUUUGCUUUGAGAUGGUGCCCCUUGCCGCCUUCUUCACGUAUUCCUUUGACUAUCAGCGCUACAAUACCAACGAACCGAAAUGUGGCAUUGGAAGAAUUAUUCUCUUCUGUUGGACUCUGACCAGCAUGAAAUCAAGCGUCAUCGAUCGUCUUGGAAAAGGUAACAAUACCAACGAGGGUUUCCAGAAUGACAAUGCCCAAUCCCAGCAGCAAACUCCAGCUGCUACAACUGACGGUGUUUAUCUGUCUAUUCAACCUCAACCUCAGUCACAGGGUGCACCGGUGGUGUGAAAAAGAAAUCCAAUCUCAAGCCGUGUCCGAAUUAGCGGCUACAGCUACGGCUACGGCUAGAUUUCCGCGUCAUCCUGCGUUGAAGUAUAGACCUUUCUUUUGCAAUGACACAGCCCGAGUUUUUGCCAACUCAGGUUGGAAAACAAUGGAAAGCCAUUAAUACACAUUUGAAGAAAAAAAAACGCUACUGGUUGUAGCAAUAUUACUAAAAUUAUUUUAAAAUUGUUUGAUUUUGUUGAAAACUACCUCUGCAUAUGUGAGGUAUUUUACUAACUGAAAGUUUGGAGAUAAUGUUGAAUUUGAUAAAACAUCUACAAUGUAUGUGUUUUUUACG
Messenger RNA from Asterias rubens (European starfish), 2072 nucleotides. Its product is annotated as transmembrane protein 184C-like. The coding region runs from base 488 to 1738 and encodes 416 amino acids. Gene Ontology annotation, biological process: transport. The transcript is spliced from 8 exons. The record is from RefSeq and is a predicted model, not a curated record. Gene Ontology annotation, molecular function: transporter activity. Lineage: Eukaryota; Metazoa; Echinodermata; Asteroidea; Forcipulatida; Asteriidae.